AUGACUUUUACCAUUCUCUCAAAUGAUCAGGUCAACUCCAUCUUGGAGGGCCUUAACAUUGAUGAGCUUGAAGAGUUUCGCCAUGUACUGGCUUCGUCUCUUCACGAGUUCUCUACUGGAACACCAGCUUUGGAGGAGGCCUUCCAGGAACCAGAGCGUACCUCAACACUGCAUCCGGAGACAAUGGCCGAAACCCUUUACAUGCCCUCAUGCGCGCCAUGCGGAAUGGGUUGCAAAGUGGUAUCUUCAACAGGUCUGGAAGCUCGUCGGUACUCAGACGAUGCCGAGCAGCCUAGUCCGAUUGGCGUUGUAAACUUGUUCAUGCCAGACGGAACACCACUUGGCAUCAUAAAUGCGACUACUUUAACGGCCUUUCGAACUGCACUGGCUUCAACCUGCCUUCUAGCGCGCCGUAAUCACGUCAAAACCUUGACUGUAUUUGGCAGUGGCCUUCAAGCUUACUGGCACAUUCGACUUGCUCUUAUGAUGCGCGGUAGAACGAUCAAGCGGGUUCAUGUUAUAAACCAUCGAUGGAGCGACAAGGCAACUGGACUAUUGAAACGGUUCGCUAACAUUGAUCCGGAGGUCAAGCAACGGGAGGGCUGGUCAGACACCAAAUUUGGACUAUUGAUUCCCGCGUUCCACGAGUAUAAGCGCCUGGUAAAAGAGCAGGUAAGGGAAGCUGAUGUGAUAUACUGUUGCACUACAUCACAAAACGACCUGUUCGAUGGGUCUAUCUUGACGUCCCAUGAGGGCCGCAGGAAAGGAAGACUUAUCAUCGCUGUGGGAAGUCUUACGCCGGAUCAUCGAGAGUUGCCAGAAGACCUGAUACACUUGGCAGCCAAGAGGGACGACAAGCCACAUCGCCAUUUCCAUAAGCAUGCCAUUGAAGGCGGAGUAAUCGUUGUUGAUAAUAUCAGAGGAGUACUCAAAGAUGCGGGCGAAAUCAUAGCGGCUAAUAUUGGCCCUCAUCAGAUGGUCGAGCUAGGAGAACUGGUGAUGCUUCAUCGUCUGGCUAUAGAAGAGUCUGAUGGAUUUACCAGCAGCCAGACGUCUUUGACUUCAGACAUGGAUAAGAUGGAUGUACACGGCAGGAGCUCUAUGUCAACCGUCUAUGGUAGUGGAAGUAAUACUAGCGAAACGCCAACAAGCCCUACGGGCUCUGUUGACUCCGAAGGGAGGAGGUCCAGCUCGUUCUUCCACUCGAGAAAGAGCUCCAGCAGCUCUUUGGACAAAGAAAAGAGGAAGUCUGAAGAUCAUCUUUGUCAGUGGUUACGAGACGGCACCGUAGUGUACAAGAGUGUCGGGCUAGGACUGAUGGAUUUGGUGGUGGGGACACAUCUGAUCGGGGUCGCAAGCGAAAAGAGUAUAGGAACAAGGAUAGAUGGUUUCUAA
Messenger RNA from Fusarium venenatum, 1395 nucleotides. RefSeq lists its product as uncharacterized. The record is from RefSeq and is a predicted model, not a curated record. NCBI's taxonomy places the organism in Eukaryota, Fungi, Ascomycota, Sordariomycetes, Hypocreales, Nectriaceae. Gene Ontology annotation, cellular component: cytoplasm.